This is a messenger RNA of Aspergillus terreus NIH2624, 894 nucleotides long. RefSeq names its product PaaI family thioesterase. The transcript is spliced from 3 exons. The coding region runs from base 1 to 894 and encodes 297 amino acids. The record is from RefSeq and is a predicted model, not a curated record. NCBI's taxonomy places the organism in Eukaryota, Fungi, Ascomycota, Eurotiomycetes, Eurotiales, Aspergillaceae.
AUGCGUGCCCCAUUCAUUCGGACGGUCUCCACCACAACCACGCUUUGUCUCAGGCCCAGACCUAUAAAUCCGCGCAGUGCGCCCUUUACCAGCGUCUCUCGUUCUCUCAACCGCUCCUCCAAGCCGUAUUCCACCGACGCCCCCUCCAUUCCCUCCCAGACAUCCAACCCCCGUUCGCGCCUCGGUCGAUUCCUCGGCUUCACCUCCAUCGCCGUUCUCGCCUUCACUGCCGGCCUGGUCUACCAGACAUCCAAGACCGUCUCGCGCAUGAUGACUGUCACCCUGCCCACCGACGAGGAGACCCUGACGGCCUUCGCGCCCCCGGAUGAGUUCUCCCAGACCGUCGACGAGUACAUUCGCAACCACCCGUUGACCGUCUCGCUGCGCGAAAACCCCGCCUUCACCGAGUCGCGGCCGCACCUGAAGAUCCCCGAGGCUCUGCGCGCGCGCAACUUGACCGCAGGCACCCUCGCCGGCCCUGAGAAGAUUGUUGUGCCGCCCUACAUCUUCUCCGAGGAGGGCGGCAAGAGCCUCGUGUCCAUCUUCUACCUCGGGCCCAGUGUGUGCGGCCACCCGGGUAUCGUUCAUGGUGGUCUGCUGGCUACUUUGCUGGACGAGGCCAUGGGCCGGUGCUGUUUCCCCGCGCUGCCGAAUAAGGUUGGUGUGACGGCCAACCUGAACAUCGAUUACCGUCGCCCCGCCAUGGCGGAAAACUAUGUCGUGCUGCGCGCCGAGACGGUUAAGGUCGAGGGCCGCAAGGCGUGGGUCGAGGCGCGCAUCGAGACGCUCCCUGAGGACGGCAAGGAGCCGCAGGUGCUCGUCGAGGCCAAGUCGCUGUUCGUGGAGCCCAAGCAAGCUGCGGCCAUGUCGAGUCUGUACAAGAUUACCAACUAG